UGCCCAGGAGUGGGAUUGUUGGGUCAUAUGGCAGUCCUACUUCCAGUUUUUUAAGGAAUCUCCACACUGGAGGACAGACUGUUAAAGGGGCAUGCCUAGAGAGUUUAUUUGCUUCGGGUAUGAGCGCUGCAACAGCUUCCAUGGACUAUAUACAGGGAGGCCAUCGGUGUUUUGAUAGAUAGGCUACAGGAGCCCAGGUGUCUCCAGCCCGCUGACAUAGAAGCCCCAGGGCCUGUCCUUGGUUGGAACGGGCAAAGAGAAAGAAUGGUCUGGUGUGAUGUGGCAGGUGGAGAGUUGGCACUCGGAGGAGGCUCUUGGUGAGCUGGCGAAUAGGAUUGGCCAGCGAGGAGGGGUUAAAGAGGGGCUCAUCCAGACAUCCUUUAGUUGCCUCAUAGAGCAGCUUUGCAAUGAGGGAGAAGUUAGGGAUCCAGAUACAGAAAAAGUUUAGGAGGCCGAGGAUAGACAGGAGUUCCCUUUUUGUUUUUGCAAGUGGACAGUUAAUUAAGGCCUGGAUUCUGUCUGGGGGAAUAGUUCUUUGUUGGUGGGAUAUGGAGAGCCCCAGGUAGGUGACGUUUGUAUGUACUACUUGGGCCUUGGAUCGGGACACCUGAUAACCCCAGGAUCCCAGGGUCCCAAGAAGUUUGGCAGUAUGUUGGAGGCAGAGUUUUCUGGUUGGGCUAUAAAAGAGGAGGUCAUCUAUGUAUUGGAGGAGACGACUUGGGAAUAGGUCGAGUGUCUGUAGGUCCUUUUAUAAAGACUGUCCAAAAAAAUGGGGGCUGUCUCUGAACACCUGGGGGAGAACUGUCCAUGUUAGUUGUUGGGAAACAUGAGCCUCAGGGUCUUGCCAGGUGAAGGCAAAAAAAGGUUGGGAGAGGGGGUGGAGGGGGAUGGUGAAAAAGGCGUCUUUGAGAUCUAACACUGUGAAGUGGGUUGCAGUACGGCAGGUAUAGUGACUGGGCUGGGUAUGGUGGACAGAAGGGCGUAAGGGUUAGGGACUACUGGGAAUGUCGGCGUGACAGCCUCAUUGAUUUUUCGCAGAUCCUGGACCAGUCUCCAAGUUUGGUCCCUUCCUUACUGCUAGAAUAGGGGUGUUGUAUGGUGAAUGGGUAGGAAUUAAGAUGGAGGCUUGAAGAUGGUCUAUGAUAGGCUUAAGUCCCUUGUGGGCCUCCAGGGUGAUAGAGUACUAUUGCUGGGUGAUUAUAGUUGAGGGGUCUUUUAGGGUAAUGUGGACUGGGGGAUGAUGUUUGGCUAUGGGUGGGUGAUCAGUGUCCCAGACUUGGGGGGUCUAAGGCAGGUAGAUCCGAGGGAAGGUCAGGGGUGAAGGAUAGGGACGGUCCAGGUGCCAUCUGCAUGCAGAAUAUAGAGACUGUAUCAAGGGGGGGUAUGGUAAUAAAGACCCCCAUUUGGAUAACAAAUCUCUCCCUAGGAGUGCCAUCGGGCACUGAGGCAUUAUGAGGAAUGACUGUAUGAGGGCCGAUUUUCCAAAUUGACAGAGUAAUGGAGGGCUGAUUUUUGGCCUUAAGGGAACUCCAGAGACCCUCCCUGAUUGUGAGUUCUGAGUCUUGAGUUGGGCCAGAGUAGGAAGUUAAGAGAGAAAAAGCGGCUCUAGUGUCUACUAUAAAGGAGGUCUUUUCCCCGGCCACUACCCCAUCUACCCUAAGUUCCGAGCUCGUAUUCGGGACAUGGGCUGGGGAGCUGGAACCCAGGUCCCAUCAUUGGAACAACUAUCAUAGGGUUGGGCUGGGGUUCCAGGGAGGAGUAGGGAUCUCUCCAGGGGCACCAGGGCAUCCCUGUGGACAUUCCACUCUCCAAGUCUGGGAGGUGGGGACCUCCCCAGGAGUGCCAGGGUGUCCCUGGGGACAGUCCAUUUUCCAGUGUAGCCAUCGACCACAGUUUGGGAAUGCUUUUGUGGGGGGCCAUGGGUUUGGGCAUGCCUUCGCCCAGUGUUCCGACUGGUUGCAUCAGAAGCAGGGUCCGGGGAGGGAGCAGGUCUUAAGGCCCGUUCUGGGAUAACUUGGGCCAGGCUGAUCUCUUCCCUUAAUUGCUGCCGCCAAAAAGGCAUAUUUAGCUUUUCUCUCACGUCUUUUUCUCUCUUAGUCUCCUCCUAUUAUUGAACACCUUGAAGGCUACUUCUAGAAGGUCUCUUUGGGGGUGUCUUGGCACUUCUCUAGUUGUUGAAGCUUGCGUCUAACAUCAGGGGCAGACUGGGUGAUGAACUGAACAUGAAGGUAGAGUAACCCAGCAGGGGUGGUGAUAUCUAGGUUGGUAUACUUCCCGACUGCCUCUGUGAGACAUGACAAGAAUAAGGCAAGAUUUUCAUCCGCCCCUUGGGUGACUUCCCUGACUUUAUCAUAACUGACAUGGAUAUGAGUAUUUUUCUGCAUUCCUUCUAGAAGGUAGGUAAUCAUAUGAUUGAGUCUCCUGAUACCUGGGUCACCCGGAUGCUAUGUCCAGUGGGGAUCUAAUUGAGGCACUGCCUCAUGAGCAACUGGGCUAUCCAGGUCUUGGUUAUGUAAGUGAUUCAGCAUGGGCUUUUGCUAUUUGCCAGAUAUGGUCUUUUUCAUCUGGGGUGAGAGUGGCAUUUAAGAUAUAAUAUAUGUCACUCCAUGUGAGGUUAUAGGUCUGCGAGAGUCUCAGGGAUUCUUUUCUGUAUCUGGUAGGAUUUUUCAGAUACAUUUUCAGAAAAUGAUCCUAACUUUUCUUCUAUCUGGCUUAUGUCUGACAAUGAAAAUGGCACGUGGACUCGGGUGGGGCCCUCUGGUCCUGCCACCUCUCUCAGGGUUAUCAUGUAUUGACCCUGUGGGUACCGACCCUGUGGCAGAGGGGAAGGAAAGGGGGAAAGAGUCAGGGAAACGGGGUAGUGGGGUUGAGGGACAGUCAGGAGAGGUUUCAGAGUCAGUAGGUGAGUUGGAUGAGGGGGAAGGACAGGGUUGGAGGUGUGGCUGGUAGGGAGGGAGCUCGUCAGUGGAGUCAAACUCCAGGGGUGUGGAAAGUCACCAUCGGCAGUUAAUUGAAGAAGAGCCCUUUAUUUGGGAGGCAAGGUGCAUGGAAGGACCUCGUGGGUAGAGCAGUCCUUGCAUAGGGAGGGCCUGCUUCAAAGGACCCAAAAGGCUUGGGCAUAUGGGACCUCCAACCACUUGCCAUUCCAUUUAAGGAAGUUGGUGAGAUUUUGAAGAAUGUUAAAGUCAAAUGUGCCAAAUUCAGGUCAGCGGUUCUUGAAUGUCCAAUUGGUAUUGAUGCCAGACCUGUAUACAGAGUUAAGUGGUUAGCUUUGAGUUCAGUAAGAGCGGUUUGAGAUUUUUGAGAACACAGGCCAGAGGGUAAUCUUUUGGGACAGACUGGCCAGACCCCAUAAUUGAAAGGCAAGCAGAGGCUCCUAGUGGGAGUUCGAGUCGUCACCCACAACAAUAGGAGUUAUGAGAAAAGAGCUCUGUGUCAAGGUGGAGCGUCCCCCACGGUUGCUUAGAGAGUGGUCUUAGGCCGGGGGUCCCCGGGACCCGGAGAGGACUAGGUUCUAGGGUGCCUCUAGAACACUGUCCAGAUCUUACCUUAAUUUUGGGGGCCGGCUUGGGUGGAGUGUUGCAUGUAGAGCGGUUGAAUGGCAAGAGUUCCCUAUUCCGGAGGUCAUCAGAGAAAGAGAAAGAAAAAAAGAGGAUAGAGCCGGAGGCCUGCAGGCCCAAGGACUCCUUCAGAUGCAGUCAUUCUCUCAGUCAACAAGCAUGUACCAUGUACCUACUAUAUAUCAAGCAAUGUGUGGGGAGUGGAAGGUGCUGUGGUGGACAAGACAAAUACAGGGACUUUGCGGUGGAGAACAGGUUAACAAAUUAGAAACGGGGAGAAAGUGACAACUUAGAGCAUGAAGAGGCUGAAAGUGGUUGGAAACAAGGCAGGUAUCACUGAAGGAGAAGCUAUGUCCAGACGCACCCAUGGAAAACAGUCUUCUCCUGGUUGAUGCUGAGACCUGCACUGGAACCACCUGUCCGCCCUGGCUCCGUGGAGAUCGAAGCAGAUGAGGACGUAAGAUGCACGGAGUUUCGGUACCCUGCCUCUCUUGUAAGUAGGCCGUGCGAGUUUCGAACCCAGGCUGGUCUGACACCAGAGUGGAUUCCUUCUCAUUAACGCGUUCCAAAGUCACACAUCUUAUAGGGAAGAUAAACCUACCCAGGUCGCGCCUGCCAAGUCUCACAGCGCUUCAUUAAAGGAGGUAAGUGGGGGCAGAGGCCAAUUCUGUCCACCAGAGGCGCUCGUUAGAAUGCAUAUUUCUGUCGUGCGCCGGACACGAGAGGCAGUCCCAAAAUCUUUUAGAGAGCUUCAGGUGAUUCUGAUGCCCACGUUGGCAGGUUGAUGCAAUAACCAGGUGAGGAUUAUGGGGGAUUUGAACUGAGACGGUGGAAGUACUUUGAGAGGUGUCACGCAGCCCCAACUCCCGCUAUUGUGCCUGCCGCCAAUGUCUCACUGACAAAGUCGCCCUGGAGGCUCACUUCCCUCUUCAGAAGCGAUGAAAGGUAAAAAAUUGAAUGAAAGACUGGUGGCUUUCAACUCACCACGCAACGGGUUGAAAUGGCCGAAGAGCAAGACGCCCCUACCACACCAGGGCGACGCUGGAUUUAGGCUCAAAGUAGAUGCUAUUUAUAGGGCAUUUGUCGGCCUCACCCUGAGGACUUUUGAUUGGCUUUAGGGCAGAUCUAUCACUCAUCUUCUGGAUUAGAGGUGGGUGGAAGGUCAACCACGACCAAUACAAAACCACUCCUUAGCUAAGACCCUCCCCAUCUAGCUUCCUGUUGCUGUCCAUCAACCACCUGGUAGGUGGGACUUUGCCUCCCUUCAGUUGGCUAGCGAACAUGUCGUUCACUCUUCAGUAAGCUUCCGGUUGGUGCCCUCUACCGUCCAUCAGUGACAUUGCACAGGUCUAUUGGCCAAGCCAACGUCGCUCUAGAUGCCUCUCUUUGAUUGGUUGAUUGUGCUGUCGGUCCCCAAUGUACCGAACUCUUAUUGGUGAACGCUGCCGUCGCUCGGGCGGUGGCGGGCUCCGGGAUUGGCGGGUGCUAGGCGGGCGGUGUCAGGCUCUCGGUGGCGGCGGAGGCGGCGGAGGCCAGGGAGGAAGAUGUCGUAAUGAGCGAUCCACAGACCAGCAUGGCUGCCACUGCCGCUGUCAGUCCCAGUGACUACCUGCAGCCUGCCGCCUCUACCACCCAGGACUCCCAGCCAUCUCCCUUAGCACUGCUUGCCGCAACAUGUAGCAAAAUCGGCCCUCCAGCUGUUGAAGCUGCAGUGACGCCUCCUGCUCCCCCCCAGCCCACUCCACGGAAACUCGUCCCUAUCAAACCCGCCCCUCUCCCUCUCAGCCCUGGCAAGAAUAGUUUUGGAAUCUUGUCCUCCAAAGGAAACAUACUUCAGAUUCAGGGGUCACAGCUGAGCACGUCCUACCCUGGGGGGCAGCUGGUGUUCGCUAUCCAGAACCCCACCGUGGUCAACAAAGGGACCCGAUCAAACACCAGUAUCCAGUACCAGGCGGUCCCUCAGAUCCAGGCCAGCAGUCCUCAGACCAUCCAGGUGCAGCCCAGUCUCACCAACCAGAUCCAGAUCAUCCCUGGUACCAACCAAGCCAUCAUCACCCCGUCCCCGUCCAGUCACAAGCCUGUCCCCAUCAAGCCAGCCCCUGUCCAGAAGUCGAGUACAGCCACCACUCCGGCACAGAGCGGGGCCAAUGUGGUGAAGCUGACAGGUGGCGGCGGCAAUGUGACCCUUACUCUGCCUGUCAACAACCUCGUGAACACCAGCGACCCCGCGGCCACCACUCAGCUCCUCACGGAGAGCCCUCCUGCCCCGCUGUCUAAGACUAACAAGAAAGCCAGGAAGAAGAGUCUUCCUGCUGCCCAGCCCCCUGUGGCCGUGGCCGAGCAGGUGGAGACGGUGCUGAUCGAGACCACCGCGGACAACAUUAUCCAAGCUGGAAACAACCUGCUCAUUGUUCAGAGCCCCGGCGGGGGCCAGCCAGCCGUGGUCCAGCAGGUCCAGGUGGUACCCCCCAAGGCCGAGCAGCAGCAGGUGGUGCAGAUUCCACAGCAGGCCCUGCGGGUGGUGCAGGCAGCUUCCGCCACACUCCCCACCGUCCCCCAGAAGCCCUCCCAGAACUUCCAGAUCCAGGCUGCUGAGCCGUCACCUACUCAGGUCUAUAUCCGUACGCCUUCUGGUGAGGUACAGACGGUCCUUGUCCAGGACAGCCCGCCGGCAACAGCUGCGACUGCCUCCACCACCACGUGUAGUAGCCCCGCGUCCCGUGCUGCCCAUCUGAGUGGGACCAGCAAAAAGCACUCGGCUGCAAUUCUCCGGAAAGAGCGACCCCUGCCAAAGAUUGCUCCUGCUGGGAGCAUCAUCAGCCUGAACGCAGCACAGCUGGCAGCAGCGGCCCAGGCCAUGCAGACCAUCAACAUCAACGGUGUCCAGGUCCAGGGCGUGCCCGUCACAAUCACCAACACUGGCGGACAACAGCAGCUGACUGUGCAGAAUGUUUCUGGGAACAACCUGACCAUCAGUGGGCUGAGCCCCACGCAGAUCCAGCUGCAGAUGGAACAGGCCCUGGCUGGAGAGGCCCAGCCUGGGGAGAAGCGGCGCCGCAUGGCCUGCACGUGUCCCAACUGCAAGGACGGGGACAAGAGAUCUGGAGAGCAGGGCAAGAAGAAGCACGUGUGCCACAUCCCUGACUGCGGAAAGACUUUCCGUAAGACGUCCCUGCUGCGGGCUCACGUGCGCCUGCACACCGGCGAGCGGCCCUUUGUCUGCAACUGGUUCUUCUGUGGCAAGAGGUUCACACGGAGUGACGAGCUCCAGCGGCAUGCCCGCACCCACACAGGGGACAAACGCUUCGAGUGUGCCCAGUGUCAGAAGCGCUUCAUGAGGAGUGACCACCUCACCAAGCAUUAUAAGACCCACCUGGUCACGAAGAACUUGUAAGGCCAACUGAGGCAAGAGGCCCCACAGACGCAGACCUGCCCGUGUCCUGCCUGGGCCUCCGGCAGAAAGGAGGCCCACACUUCAUGGGCCCACCUCGACCCCCUUCCUGUUGUGCGACUGUCCCCACGGGAAGGGGCUGUGCUGCCCCCACAUGCACCUCCUUCUGAAGCCCCCUGGCUCCGCCUGGCCCUCCCCUCUCACCACAAGCUCCUGGCCUGCCCAAACCAUGGACACUGGCCAUGCCCAAUGAGACGUUCUAAACCAGGACGAGUGGGAACCCUUAUUUCCAAAGGAAAAACAUGAAUUUCACUCCGUCGAGGAGCGAAGUGAGCCCCCUCCCCGCAACACUGCCGGAGUCGCAUCGUGCCAUGCCCCCUCCCUCUCCUCCACCUCCCCGGCCCCCUCGGCCAUCGAGGCCGCCCUGACGCCCAGGGUCCUGCCCCCAGGGCUCCACUGGCAGCCAGUCCGCCUCCACUCCACAGCCCCGCCCCACCCCGACUCUCCUCCAGCACAUUCCAACUUUCUAUUUAAAAAGUAAAGCUACCCACCCACUCCCUGAUUCCCCUCUUUUUCUAUGGAGAACGUUGCCUUAUACUCUACUUCCGAUGAUGAACACUGUGUAUUGUGUGUGCUUUAAAGAAGUUUAUUUAAUUGCUCCCUUCUUCCUGUCCUUGUUAUUCACCUCCCCCAUGCCUGCUUUUAGUUUAGGGUUUUUUGGGGGGCAAUGAUGAGCAUAUGAAUUUUUUUUCUCACUUUAGCAAUUCUCUUUUCUAAAUGACACAGCAUUUCAACUCAAAUCUGGAUUCAGAUAAAACACCUUCCCAUCCUGAACCUCAUCCCUCUCCUCAUCAUCUCACCCACCCCGACCAGCCCAAGCCCUACAAGUGUACAGUGUAUAUUGUAUAAUAGACAAUUGUGUCUACUACAUGUUUAAAAACAUAUUGCUUGUUAUUUUUGAGGCUUUUAAAUUAAAACAAAAAUCCAACUUUAUUUUUAGUUGUAACUGCUUGAGGUAUGUUUUAUGAAUUAAGUGACAGAUUUGUUAUCCUUUAUUAACGAUGUACUUUGUUGGUCAGCACUGGGCUGACAAAAAUUUUUUCUUGCUAAUAAAUUUAGUUGCCUGAGGCAAAAUCUGCAA
Molecule: messenger RNA, 8092 nt
Organism: Odocoileus virginianus texanus
Lineage: Eukaryota; Metazoa; Chordata; Mammalia; Artiodactyla; Cervidae
Source: RefSeq, a predicted model, not a curated record